GGUUUAAUCUAUUGAUUUAUAAUCGGCUUGUUACAUAAGUCGAUUCUGGUUUUCCACAGUGAAAGAGCACUGGGGGAGCCCUGACGAUCAAACCCAUUGCCUCUGAUUUCACUUUACAAAACCAAAUUCUUCUACCUAUUGCUGCAAAGCCAUCCUACCUAUUCACUGAUUCUGACGGAAACGGUGAAACGCAAUCAGCAACUUCAGUCCAGUCAUUGUGAGAGCGCGGGAAUUCUCUGUCUAUCUCCCAACUCGUACCAAAUCAAAUGGAUGGUGUUGCCUCGGUUCCAAAGCUCUGUCUCCAUUUAAUUUCUUCUGCAAUUCAAAGAUGUCGAAUGUCCGAAGAUCUUUGCAGAUUAUCUGUUGUUCUCAAACGCUCUCCAGUUUCAGAUCCUCCCAUCCUUGGAAUUUCUAUUUCAGAUACAGGUGUUGGAAGCUGCUUGGAAGAGUUUAAGGACCUGAGGUACUCCAGGGAUUGGGCUUCAUUUGAAAAAUGGGAUGGAGAGCUUUCUGUCACAACUACAAGCAUUUGUGACAGAGAGAUUCAUCAUUAUCAUUUAAAUUUAAAAGAAAGUGUUCCCACCAAUAUGCUAACAGAGCUACCUUCAAAACCAAAGAAUGGGGCAAAAUUCAGUGGGACUGAAAUAUCUCUGUCCACUUUGGAACGCAUGGAUGACUUACUGGCAGAGAUCACUCACUUCUUUCGAAAGAUGCUCGUUUUAAAGAUUCCUAAUAUUGCAAUUGAACUGGUGAUUGAACAUGGUGAUAUUCUUGGAUCACGAUAUGGAAAUUUUAUUCAAGCAAAUGAGUGCAACCAUUUACCUUCUCCUAUGUCAAAUAUAGAAUGUCUGAAAUCAGGCCUUGAAGAUUUUGUUUGUAAGCAUGGAAACAGUCUAAAUGAGAAGUGUUUUUCUUGCUUCCCUAACAGGGAGCAUCUAAAGGUUGGAAGUGGAUUAGCAUGCCGUGCAGAAAGCCAAAGAAGCACUGGGCAGGUAAUGGAAGCUGUGAUUAUAAUAAGUGAAUCAUCAGAACCACCCAGUCCUUGCUUCAGUGCAUCUGGUCCAAAAACAGAGGUUUUGUGUUUCUAUGACUUCUCACCUUGUGCAAUCUCCCAGUCAUCUAUGAAUGCACUUAUCAGCAUUGACUGGAAAAAUUAUGGUUUGACUUUGAGAAGCUUUGUGGAUCAAAAUGGCUCUGCAUUACUAGAAUGGGAGGAUUUGCCAACUUAUGCCCAUAUCGAUAUUGUCCUCCAUUGUUACCAUAAACAGAUCAUGAUACCACCAGCAAAGCGAAAGACUGAACUUGACCGGAAUCUUAUAAAAAAGGCUGUAAAGCUUGCAUUGGAUGAUUUGAAGGCAAAAUAUACUGGACUUCUUCUCAGUGCACAUGCACUUAAGAUUUGCAGUUAUGCCCCUGAUCUUGCAAGAUCAAUCUCGGGCCUGAUCUUGUCUUCAAGUGACUCAGACUUCCAGAAAGAAUGCCUUUCUCUUCUUGGAUUGCAGUCUCAAGAAGUUGAAGGAGAAAUUGUUGAAGAUCGCAUUAAGGAAAAGAUUAUUUCAGUUGUAGAGAUUAAUGAUAGAAAGCCACAAAGGAGCAGAGAAGCUCCAUCUUUUCUUUUUGAAAAUGACUGCAUCCAGGAACAAGACCUCCAAGCCAAAGAAUACGAAGGUGAGGAAGCCUUUAAUUUGUUCUAUCCAUGAGCAAAGGAAUCUCUUAGUCUUGCAUUCUGUCAGCUCCCAUGAAUAUUUUGAUGAAUUCUACCUCAUGAUAAAUUGAAUAUGCCUCUGUUAUCUGCAUGGAAAAUUGUUCUUACAUAUAACCCUGGUCUCUAGUUUGCCCCAGCACGGUUUCUUACUGCUGGGCUUGCAAACUAGAGCUCGUGACAGAAGAUGGAUUUGAGCCUCUCAAAGCUCCUCUCUGUUACAUCAUUUUCCUGAAUUAUGUCAACUGGGCCUUAAUUAUAUGAUUUUGCGGUUUAGGACUGUUUGAAUUACAGAAUUGGUAAUGAAGGAGGACUUGAUUGUAAAUCAACUGUGAAUGUCAUAAACUUUAUGACAUGCAGUAAGGCACAUUAAGAAAAUCAAAGGAAAGAAUAUAAUGAAAAGGGCCCAAACCCCAACAAACAAUAGAUUUCCAUUGUAGACUACGAUUCCUGGUAUCUUCCUUGGUACCUUUCAAUUGGCAUAAUCCGGGGGUAUUACAGGUUUACAGGUGUGGUUCCCUUUAUCUGUGCACUUGAAUGGAGGGUGUGUAAUGUGACUUCCCAUCUUGCCUUCUGCUAUCAAAUUCAAAAGGCCAAAAAUAAAUUGAUGUGGCCCAAUUUUCCAUGCAUAUAUUUAGGUUUGAUUUUACCAGUUGGAUGCGAAAUUUAAGUGGUGUUGGUCAUCCACCAUUUUCAACAUCCACUGCCUUUUCUAUUUGGCUUACAUCAUAAAGACUACUCUUUAUUUUUUUAUUCAAUGAAUUGUUGGAAGAUUGCAGCAGAAUACAUUCACUGUUGCUAUGUUUGGCUGUGGAGAUAAAUGGAGGUAAAAUUUCCAACUACUUUACCUGCUUUUUCUCCCUUUGUUGCGGAAUUGUGUGGAAUUGUAAAUAUAGUCAUAGAUGUUUCCACCACCAUCCACACAGUAGGGGGUGGUUAGCGAUAGCUUUCCUCUCGUUCCCACCGUUCACUAUUCAUCCGGGAAUCUUAUCACUCAUCAGCAAGGAUCCAAUAGAGGUGGUGGAUUAUCUAUUUUAUUUUGAUGGCUAUGGCAGAGUAAUCCUGACCUAUCAGAAGGUUGCCAGGUGUAUGGUAUGACGAUUGUCGCAUCCACACCACACAUCUUGAUGGAGGCCUCUUCCACCUCCCCAAUUUCACAAUGAUCUUUGGAUCCAUGCCCCUGGCAAUGUGGAUGGUGCGUAAUUGGACUCCUACCAUCUAGUACAUUUUAAUUAUAUUUUUUAUUUGCCUUGUUUAAUAGUCUGGAAAGAAAGCGAAGACAUUAAAGCACAUGAAAUGGAAAUUGCCAAUUAAUUUCAAGAGUAGUCUUGACCAUUCAAUUUGAUUAGUACAAAAAUAUUCUUAUAAUUCUAUUAUUGGAUGUUUACAAAUAUCUUUUCACUUGAAAGUAUUCCAUGGACUGAGUUUUUUUAUUUUGUAAUUUUUAUUUUUGGAGAUAUUGUAAGACAGAGGUGCCAUGGAAUUUGAAGGGGAGAAACAAAGCCAUAGGCCAAGUCACAAACUAUUAGCUAUAUAUACUUCCAAGACAAAGGUUGUACGUUCUUUUGCUUUGGCAUAAGCAUAAGCAUGACUUCAGAUACAUAUAUAUAUAUAGUUUCUCAGUAUAUUUGUUAAGUCCGAGAAAAAAGAAAAAAAGAAAAAAA
Messenger RNA from Vitis riparia (riverbank grape), 3366 nucleotides. RefSeq names its product type 2 DNA topoisomerase 6 subunit B-like. Gene Ontology annotation, molecular function: protein-macromolecule adaptor activity. Gene Ontology annotation, cellular component: condensed chromosome. Gene Ontology annotation, biological process: reciprocal meiotic recombination; meiotic DNA double-strand break formation. Lineage: Eukaryota; Viridiplantae; Streptophyta; Magnoliopsida; Vitales; Vitaceae. The transcript has 13 exons. The record is from RefSeq and is a predicted model, not a curated record. Bases 267 to 1700 code for a protein of 477 amino acids.